AUGGAAUGUCGAACAGCCGUAGAUGAAGAUGGUGAUGCAUGGACGCAAUGCAGUGGAAAGGACGAUGAAGCUCCUUGUUAUGAAAUCGGUAACACUUCCUAUGCUGAACAGUCCAAGUACGUGUGCCCUGAUCUGUGCCAGAAAAAACCAUCUUGGGGAGCUACGAGCCAAACGUCCUCCUCACUGACACCCUCAGAAGUCACAACUGUGAGAACUUCUGACCAAACGUCCACACCAACUACUUCUACGGAAGCCACAACUGUGGAAACUACGAGCCAAACGUCCUCUUCACUGACACCCUCUACAGAAGUCACAACUGUGGGAACUUCUGACCAAACGUCCACACCAACUACUUCCACGGAAGCCACAACUGUGGAAACUACUGACCAAACGUCCACACCAACCACGUCUACGGAAGCCACAACUGUGGAAACUACGAGCCAAACGUCCUCUUCACUGACACCCUCUACAGAAGUCACAACUGUGAGAACUUCUGACCAAACGUCCACACCAACUACUUCCACGGAAGCCACAACUACGGGAACUUCUGACCAAACGUCCACACCAACUACUUCUACGGAAGCCACAACUGUGGAAACUACGAGCCAAACGUCCUCUUCACUGACACCCUCUACAGAAGUCACAACUGUGAGAACUUCUGACCAAACGUCCACACCAACUACUUCCACGGAAGCCACAACUACGGGAACUUCUGACCAAACGUCCACACCUAACUACUUCUACAAAAGUCACAACUGUGGAAACUACGAGCCAAACGUCCUCUUCACUGACACCCUCUACAGAAGUCACAACUGUGAGAACUUCUGA
Molecule: messenger RNA, 828 nt
Organism: Cooperia oncophora
Lineage: Eukaryota; Metazoa; Nematoda; Chromadorea; Rhabditida; Trichostrongylidae
Source: the annotation of a GenBank genome assembly